CGACCAUGAACAAUCAGGUCGGCUCCAAAACGAUGAUAACAUCUGCGGUAAACGUUGAACGUCAUCCCUCUGUCUCCAUGAUGGAUCCUCACUCGAGACCGGAGGACCGUAACUGUCCCAUCAAUCCACACCCACACCAUGAUUAUCGAAUAGCACUUUAUUACUGCUACCUUCCCAUUCCGACCAAAACCAUGGUGACCGAACAUGUGGACUUUCACAAUAUGAUUGGACAGCGCUACAGUUUGGGCGGAAGAGUUCGCAUCAGUCCUGAAGGACUCAAUGGAGUUCUGAGCGGGAAGCUGCAGGAUCUGAAACGGUACGCCUAUGAUCUCGAACAAGAAUUGGACCGGCUGCACUAUACAACAGAAAACCAACGCAAAUGGGACUUGGAUAUCAAAUAUUGCCUGCUCCGUGAAGAUAUUCCCGUGGAAGCACAAUUGUUUGCUAAUCUUGUGGCCAAAGCCACUAAGACUGUUAUUAGUUUAGUUGAUACGGACGAAUCACAGCAGCAGAGAAGCAAUCGUCGUCGAAAAUCCGAGCCGAACAAGGUACCAAACAAUCCGCACUUUGUCGCACAAAAUAUUCUGGAUCAAGGAUUGCAUCAGCACAAGCCAGCAACACAUCUAUCUCCGGGGGAAUGGGAUGAUUACUUGGGCGAAUUGACUGCCGCGAAUGAUCCAUCAAAAGUUAUAUUGCUGGAUUGUCGAAACGUGUACGAAAGUAAUGUUGGGCACUUCCUCGUGCCCCAGGCGUCGACCAUAUUGACCAAUACUCGCAAGUACGCUGAGCUACCCCACGUACUGCUUUCUCAGAGAGAUCGGCUCCUGCAAUCGGAUCAUAUUUUCAUGUAUUGCACGGGCGGUGUACGCUGCGAACGCGCUAGCGUCUUUUUACAAGCCAUGCUCGAAAAUCAAUGCAACGAGGAAGACUCUGACAGUCCGGGCGAAACAAAGAAGAAACCACAAAUUUAUCAAUUACACGGUGGCAUCCAACGCUAUCUCGAACAAGAAAAUCCUAGUCUUUACAAAGGCAAGAACUUUGUUUUUGAUCCGCGACGUACCGAUCCUAAGCACGACAACAGCACCGUAGGAACUUGUCUCUUGUGUCACCAGCCCCACGACGACUAUGACAACGGCCACGCCCCCGCAACCAACAAGGAAGCCCGCUGUUGGAAUUGUCGUAUCCUCAUUCUGGUCUGCGAUGACUGCCGUCAAACCGUGGCCUGUUCGAAUGAAGUUCACGACGAAGCUUUGCCCCGCAUGUAUUGUGGUGGCAAGGAAGAACGGUGUUUGCACGUUCCACCCGUUCGAAUUUUAAAUAGUGAACGCUGA
Messenger RNA from Phaeodactylum tricornutum CCAP 1055/1, 1331 nucleotides. RefSeq lists its product with no specific name. Lineage: Eukaryota; Bacillariophyta; Bacillariophyceae; Surirellales; Neidiaceae. The transcript has a single exon. The record is from RefSeq and is a predicted model, not a curated record. The coding region runs from base 6 to 1331 and encodes 441 amino acids.